AUGAUGGCGCAGCGGGCGCUGCCGAAUCCCUACGCGGACUACGACAAGUCCUUGGCCACCGGCUACUUCGAUGCCUCCGGGAGGCUGACCCCCGAAUUCACACAGCGGCUGAAUAACAAAAUCAGGGAGCUGCUCCAGCAGAUGGAGAGGGGCCUGAAGUCUGCCGACCCUCAGGACUGCACCACGUACACGGGUUGGGCAGGCAUUGCUUUGCUGUAUUUACACCUGCAUGAUGUGUAUGGAGACCCAUCCUACCUUCAGGUGGCCCAUGAGUACGUGAAGAAGAGCCUGAGCUGCCUGACAAGACGAUCCAUCACCUUCUUGUGUGGAGAUGCUGGGCCCCUGGCAGUGGCUGCUGUUGUCUACCACAAGCUGCAGAGCCACAAGCAGGCAGAGGACUGCAUCACUCGCUUGCUCCACCUGCACAAGCUGGACCCUCGGGUGCCGGACGAGCUGCUGUAUGGGCGUGUGGGCUACCUCUAUGCCCUCACCUUUGUCAACAGGCACUUUGGAGAGGAGAAGAUCCCUCAGAGUCACAUCCAGCAGGUCUGUGAAGCAGUUGUGGCCUCAGGAGAGAGCUUGGCCAAAAGGAGGAACUUCACAGGGAAGAGCCCUCUGAUGUAUGAGUGGUACCAGGAGUACUAUGUAGGAGCAGCCCAUGGCUUGGCUGGGAUUUACUACUACCUGAUGCAGCCUGGCCUUGGAGUGAGCCAAGUGAAGCUGCACAACACAGUCAAAGCCAGCGUGGACUACGUCUGCAGCCUCAAGUUCCCCUCCGGCAAUUUCCCUCCCUGCAUCGGUGACACCAGGGACCUGCUGGUCCACUGGUGCCAUGGGGCACCUGGGGUUAUCUACAUGCUUCUCCAGGCCUACAAGGUCUUUGGGGAACCACAGUACCUGAAUGAUGCCCUGCAGUGUGCAGAAGUGAUCUGGCAGCAUGGCUUGCUGAAGAAAGGCUAUGGGCUGUGCCAUGGGACAGCAGGCAAUGCUUAUGGCUUCCUAGUGCUCUACAACCUCACUCAGAACAUGAAAUACCUCUACAGGGCCUGCAAGUUUGCAGAGUGGUGUUUGAGCUAUGGCCAGCAUGGCUGCCGGACUCCAGACACUCCAUUCUCUCUCUUUGAAGGAAUGGCUGGAACAAUUUACUUCCUUGCUGACCUGCUGGUACCAACCAAGGCAAAAUUCCCUGCUUUUGAACUCUGA
This is a messenger RNA of Indicator indicator, 1203 nucleotides long. RefSeq names its product LanC like glutathione S-transferase 1 (gene LANCL1). Lineage: Eukaryota; Metazoa; Chordata; Aves; Piciformes; Indicatoridae. The coding region runs from base 1 to 1203 and encodes 400 amino acids. Gene Ontology annotation, biological process: peptide modification; carbohydrate metabolic process. The record is from RefSeq and is a predicted model, not a curated record. Gene Ontology annotation, cellular component: plasma membrane. The transcript has 9 exons.